AUGCUUUUUGGGAGCAACAGUAAUAGUAAUUUGAAUAACGCUCCGAUGAAUGCGGAUGAUCUCACGACUGAUGUUAACACUUUGAAUACGAUAGUCAAAUUACAGGAAUAUAUUCAGCACGCCAUAUCACAAUUGAAUUAUGAGACGGCAGUCUUCUUAUCAGAGCUACUGUAUGCCGAAUGCUCCCCAUUGGAAAAGAAUCAUGUACACAGACUUGAAUCCGUUUACCUGUACUCUUUAUCUCUAUAUCUACAAGGCGAGUUUCAAACAGCUUUACGAGUCAGCAAGGAUUUUAAAGAGGCUGAUCAUAUGGGGAUUAGCUACAUUUUUGCAAGAUGUUGUUUGCAGCUUGAUACCGACUUGAAAGAAGCAGUGGAUGCGUUACUCAAUGUGCUUGAUAAAAAACCUUCAGUAACUUCCAAUGGCAAUCUGACUCAUAUGCCGACAGUUGCAACAAUUAAUUGCCUUUUGGGGAGACUAAAUUUCAAGCUCGAAAGAACACCGGAAAGUGCUUUAUUUUAUUCCAGCGCUUUGAAUGCAGAUCCUUACUUGUGGGAAGCAUACACGUCGCUUUGUGCAUUGAGAGCCACUAUCGAUCUGAAGAGGCUUUAUUCUCUAAUGACCAAGCAAAACCAAUCAACAAGUAACAGAUUUAAGUCGAGGUUCAGCGUUUCGAAACCACAUUCAACAGCCACCCCAUAUCAAAGCAGCAACCGUGUACCGUCAUCUUCAUCAUCUUCAUCAUCGUCACUAUCAUUGAAUGCAAAUGGAUCGAAGCAACAAUCGCAGGUAAAUGCUCUGGCGCCUCAACAUACUUCGAUAAAGGGACAACCAACUAACUCUAUGUUAAAUAAAGCAAAUGUUGUUGUAUCCACUAGUGCAUUCUCUUCACCUCCUUCGUCAAAGCAACCUACUGGUAAGUUAGCAAACAGAUCAAAGUUACUCACAACACCUCCUUCAAAAUUGUUGCAUACUUCAAACUUCAAGACUCCCAGAAAUAACACUCUGUCUCGCAGUUCAGGUCCCAAAAGGGGUGAAACAUUUUCAUCGAUGAUUGUCAAACCUGAACAUCAUGGACUUUUGACUACCGCACUGUCAACAACAGCUACUACUCCUCAUACUUUAGCAGAGUUGAUUCUUACUUUUGCCAGAGUUUUGAAGGCCUCCUCUCAGUACGAUUCAUACAAGGCUAUCAGGCUCUUAGAAAACCGGCUACCAUCGCAUAUCAAAUCCGAGAUGCCUUGGUGUCAAGCUCAGCUGGGGAAACUUCAUUAUGAGAUACUUAACUAUGAGGAAUCUUUAAAUCAUUUCAAUCAACUGAGACGAAUGCAACCAACAAGGACUCAAGAUAUUGAAAUCUUCUCAACCUUGUUGUGGCAUUUACACGAUAGUACAAGAUUAUCGCAUCUUUCAAAUGAACUCGUCGAGACACUACCCAACAAACCGCAAACUUGGUGUUGUUUAGGGAACUUGUACUCCUUGCAACGAGAUCAUGAAGACGCCAUCAAAUAUUUUGAAAAGGCCACAAAGAUUGAUUACAACUUCGCAUAUGCUUACACCUUACAAGGCCAUGAACACUCAUCAAACGACUCGAUAGAUACUGCCAAAAACUGUUACCGAAGAGCACUUGCCUGUGAUCCUCAACAUUAUAACGCCUAUUAUGGUCUUGGUAUGUGUUAUAUGAAGUUAGGUCAAUAUGACAAAGCACUACUGUUUUUCGAGAAAGCCAGAAAUAUCAAUCCGGUCAAUGUCAUCCUAAUAUGCUGCUGUGGAGUAGCCCUUGAGAAGCUGUCCUAUCAGGAAAAGGCGUUACAAUAUUAUGAACAGGCAUGCGAAUUACAACCGAGCUCCUCGCUGGCGAAAUUCAAGAAAGCUCAUCUACUGUAUUCCAUGGCUAGAUACAGCGCUGCAUUAGAAAAUUUUGAGGAGCUUGCAAAAUUGGCUCCAGAUGAAGCUACAGUGCACUUCCUCCUAGGUCAACUCUACCAGAUUAUGGGCCGAAAAAAGGAUGCAGUUAAAGAAUUUACGGUCGCCAUGAACUUGGAUCCGAAAGGGAAUCCUCUUAUCAUCGAUGCUUUAGAGAAAUGCCAUUCAGAGGAAUGA
This is a messenger RNA of Torulaspora delbrueckii, 2103 nucleotides long. It is a transcript of the gene CDC27, whose product is annotated as anaphase promoting complex subunit CDC27. The coding region runs from base 1 to 2103 and encodes 700 amino acids. Gene Ontology annotation, molecular function: protein binding. Lineage: Eukaryota; Fungi; Ascomycota; Saccharomycetes; Saccharomycetales; Saccharomycetaceae. The record is from RefSeq and is a predicted model, not a curated record. The transcript has a single exon. Gene Ontology annotation, biological process: cell division.